Molecule: messenger RNA, 588 nt
Organism: Didymodactylos carnosus
Lineage: Eukaryota; Metazoa; Rotifera; Eurotatoria; Philodinida; Philodinidae
Source: the annotation of a GenBank genome assembly
AUGUUGAGAAUCACAUUUAAUCAAUUAUGUUUAUUUUUUAUGCUAUUUCUUACAUUCCGUUCAUCUGUGUUCUGUGGUGAUGAAUUUGAAGAUUAUCGUUGUAAAUGUGUGUGUCCAUUAUUUACAGUAGUGCCAGGGUUUGACAUGAACGAAACAAAUCGUCGUGUUUAUGUUGAUGUUGUUUCUCCUGAAAAUUGUACAUGUAAUCAGGUUGUGUUUCGCACGAUACCAGCACCGAGUGAUUUUGUGGACAGAUUUUGUCCACGAUGUGUGUGUAAUUAUGAGAUUAGAAAUACAACAACCAUGAAAGUUGUUGUUAUCAUCAUUAUGGUUGCCAUCUCAUUAUUAUUCAUCUACAUGUCAUUUUUAUUAUGUCUUGAUCUACUGAAGAAUCAGUCUCGGCAACCGAAACAUUAUGAAUGGCAAGUCAAUGGAGGAGUUAAAAACAGUAAUAAACAUACUGAUUCAUGGCUUACCCAAAAAAAACUCGCUUCCUUUCGUCUAUCAAUUACACGCGUUGAGAGAGGCGACAUUUUCGCGUUAAGUUACAAAUCUGCGUUAAGUUGAGCGAUUGUUGUUAACAUACGU